Peniophora sp. CBMAI 1063 is the source of this 1116-nucleotide messenger RNA. Lineage: Eukaryota; Fungi; Basidiomycota; Agaricomycetes; Russulales; Peniophoraceae. The record is from the annotation of a GenBank genome assembly.
AUGGAGCCCACGUACCCCCUCUUUCCGAUAUUUAGCUUGAUCUCGGCUGCACUUCUCCUCCUCAUCCUGAUCAACAAUGCCAUCCGACGGAGUUUCAACUUCGGGCUUUUCAUGAUCUGCCUCGGCUUGUUCUGUCUUAACUUCACUUAUGGAGUCGGCAGCAUUGCAUGGGCAGAUAAUGUGGACGUGAAGGUGCCGGUAUGGUGUGACAUUGCCAGCCAUCUUCAACUCUUCGGUGUUAUCAUCGUCCCAGCUGGAUCGCUGGUCGUCACACGCCGCCUGUAUCUCAUCGCAAGCCGCCGACCGAUCAGCUCCCUUGAGCCCAGACAGCAACGGACAGAGUUGAUCAUAGAGUGCUUGCUGCUGCUUCUACUGCCGGCUCUGUACAUCAGCAUCUUUUACUACACCUCGCAAGUUAGUCGCUUCCAGAUAUUCGAAGGUUACGGGUGCACCAAUGCAAUCUGGGGCUCUGGGAUGUCAAUCAUCCUCCUCGAUCUUCCAGCUCUUAUUCCUCCGGCCAUUUCAACGCUCUUCUACUGCCCGAGAAUCCUCUGGGUGUUCUACACGCAACGGAAGGUCUUCAAGCAGUAUCUGAGCGACAGUAGCUCGGCUUCGUCUGAGCCAAGGACCAACUACAUGCGUUUGCUCGCGAUCGGCUGUCUGGACAUCGUCCUGACCCUACCCGUACAAGCUAUCGGUGUCUUCCUCGACAGCAAGUCAAGCGACCCUUUCAUCUUCUAUCCAGGUUGGAGCGUGGUUCACGCAGACUGGACACCGUUAGUGAUAACUCGCGAAGAAUGGCGCGCAUCCGGUUGGGGCACCUUCACACUUUACUUUACGUUAUGGGCGAACGUCGUACUUGCCUACGCCAUCAUUGGUCUGUUCGCAUUCACACCCGAAGCAUUGGACGUGUACAAGCGCGGGUUGUCAAGCGUGUCGAAGCGUUUCGCGGGCGCGCGAACUCAGGACACAAACUUGAACCCAGCAACAUCGGCACUUGUGUUUAGGAGCGGUCGUACAGAGACGGAGACAUACUCUGCCGAUGGUGUCGCAGAGGUUGACAUGAAAGCAUACAGGCAAUCUGAGGCUGGGGAGUACCAGAAGCAACCGUCGUGA